CAUUUGCUACAGACACACGUAUUUGGUGGAACUCAAAACUCGUGUGUGUGUGUGUGAAUCUGUAUACGUUUUCAUCGUUCUCACUUGAAUUUUUUGAUUUUCAAGCUGGUCUUUGACGAUUUUUUGUUUUUCCAAAAAUUUUCGUCCAUUUUAUAGUUUGUUCAAUUUAUUAAAUAAUUAUACCAGCUUUAGUUGAGUGAUAUAUAGUUGUCGGCAAAUUAAUUGCUAUGGCUGCAAAAAUGAAGAUUAUUGUAAAAACACUUCAACAAGAAACGUUCGAUGUUGAAAUGGAUGAAAAUGAUACGAUACGAAAAUUAAAGGAAAAAAUUCAACAAGUAAAAGGUUCGGAAUAUAAAGCCGAUUGGCUAAAACUUAUUUAUGCCGGUAAAGUAUUGUUAGAUGAUUCGAUCGUAAAAGAUUGUAAAUUUGAAGAAACAAGAUUUGUUGUCGUCAUGGUUGUCAAACCAAAACAAGCUCAGCAAUCAACAAAAACUGAAACUUCUGAAACAAGUUCAUCAUCAAAAUCUGAUUCAACAACUCCAAAAGUUGUCGAUGAUGGUGGAAAAGCUAAAGAAAUCAAAAAAGAAUCAGAAAAACCUGAAACUUCCUCUGCAAGAACAACAACUACUACUACAUCAACAACUAAAGAAAGUACAGGUUCAGAAUCGAGUGGAGCAUUGCCGAAUAUAAAUAUUUCAGAAUCAACUGUUGUUGUUGGAGAAGAUUAUGAACGUAUGGUAACACAAAUUAUGGAAAUGGGCUAUGAUCGUAGUUCAGUGGAACGUGCACUUCGUGCCAGUUUUAAUAAUCCUGAUCGUGCGGUCGAAUAUUUGAUAUCGGGUAUUCCUGAUUUUGAUUCCGCUCCAUUAGCUACAUCACCAUCAGAGCAAAGUUCACGUUCAGAAUUAUCCGAUACCGGUUCUGAUUCGAAUCCAUUCGAAUUUUUACGUAAUCAGCCAAUGUUUCGUACGAUGAGACAAACGGUUCAAAGUAAUCCACAUCUAUUGAAUAGUAUGAUACAACAGAUAAGCCAAAAUAAUCCUCGUUUAUUGGAAUUGAUUAGCCAAAAUCAGGAAGCCUUUUUACAGAUGUUGAAUGAACCAAUUGAACCAUCGGCUCCACAAACUACUGGUUCCGGUGUUUCUGCUGCCGCUGCUGCUGCUGUCGAAAGUGCUCCAGAGCAUCCAAAUCCAGCUGAACAAUCAAAUCUGAUGAAUCUUAUUGGUACCGCUCAUAUGACCCAACAGGAUAAAGAAGCUAUCGAUAGACUCAAAGCAUUAGGUUUUCCAGAAUAUCUCGUUAUACAAGCGUAUUUCGCCUGUGAUAAAAAUGAAAAUAUGGCGGCAAAUUUUUUAUUAUCACAAGGAAAUGACGAUUAAUAAUUUGGUGCCGGCUAUAAUAUGAAAUUUGGAAUUUUCUUAGUAAAAAUAAAAGAUCGAAUGUCUCGACAACUUUUUCUCUUUUCAUACACUUCUUUUUAUGAUUUUUUUUUUGUUUCAAUUAA
Messenger RNA from Dermatophagoides pteronyssinus (European house dust mite), 1504 nucleotides. RefSeq names its product UV excision repair protein Rad23 (gene Rad23). Gene Ontology annotation, biological process: proteasome-mediated ubiquitin-dependent protein catabolic process; nucleotide-excision repair. Gene Ontology annotation, molecular function: ubiquitin binding; damaged DNA binding; polyubiquitin modification-dependent protein binding. Gene Ontology annotation, cellular component: nucleoplasm; cytosol. NCBI's taxonomy places the organism in Eukaryota, Metazoa, Arthropoda, Arachnida, Sarcoptiformes, Pyroglyphidae. The record is from RefSeq and is a predicted model, not a curated record.